This is a messenger RNA of Myodes glareolus (Bank vole), 2666 nucleotides long. Lineage: Eukaryota; Metazoa; Chordata; Mammalia; Rodentia; Cricetidae. The record is from RefSeq and is a predicted model, not a curated record.
GACCCUAACCCCAUCCACUUUGGCGGCGUCUUCUCUUCAGCCCCCCAAGAUCUUGCACCUUUCUUCUGGCCGCCAGCCCCUUCUCUGGAGAACUUGGCCUCUGCGCCCACUGCACCCCCUCUCCUGACCCUCAACUCUUUUCUCCACAGUCCUGACUCCCGCGCUCCUUCCUCUGAUCCCCUAACUCCUUCACUCAGGAUACUGCGAACUCCUUUUCACCCUCUGAAUCCUUGCACUUAGGAUCUCGCCGAGCCCCCUUUCUUGGCUACCUUCCUCUUUUAGAUUCUGCUCCGUCCGGCGCUUGACCCUCCUGCCAAGCCUUUACUCUCCGGGUUGUGCCUCUCUGUCUCCUUCCCUUCAUUCUCAGGUAACUUUUUGUCAGCUGCGGGGGGGCCCGGACUCAAGGUCUUCGUGUUCUUCCCGCCUCAGGUGACAGCUUUGCUGUGAGCGCUGCUUGGGCAAGGAAAGGCAUCGAGGAGUGGAUCGGGAGGCAGCGCUGUCCAGGCAGCGUCUCAGGACCCCGACAGCUGAGAUUGGCAGGCACUGUUGGUCGAGGCACUCGGGAGCUCGUGGGUGACACUUCCAGAGAGGCACUUGGUGAGGAGGACGAGGAGGACUUCCAGCUAGAAGUGGCCCUGCCGCCCGAGAAGUCCGACAGCCUGGGCAGUGGCGAUGAGAAGAGAAUGGAGAAAGCGAGUGACCCUGGUCCCGGCUCCAAGAAGCAGCUGAAGUUUGAAGAGCUUCAGUGCGAUGUUUCUGUGGAGGAGGACAGCCGACAGGAAUGGACUUUCACUCUGUAUGACUUUGACAACAAUGGCAAAGUCACCCGUGAGGACAUCACCAGCUUGCUGCACACCAUCUAUGAGGUGGUUGACUCCUCUGUGAACCAUUCCCCCACAUCAAGCAAGACCCUGCGGGUGAAGCUCACUGUGGCCCCCGAUGGGAGCCAGAGCAAGAGGAGUGUCCUUUUCAACCAGACUGACCUGCAGAGCACGAGGCCCCGAGCAGACACCAAGCCUGCUGAGGAACUUCGUGGCUGGGAGAAGAAGCAGCGAGCCCCUCUCAGGUUCCAGGGUGACAGCCACCUGGAGCAGCCGGGCUGCUACCACCAUUGUGUGGACGAGAACAUUGAGAGGAGAAACCACUACCUAGACCUGGCGGGGAUAGAGAACUACGCAUCUCAGUUUGGGCCUGGCUCCCCUUCGGUGGCCCAGAAGUCAGAGCUGCCCCCUCGAAUCUCCAACCCCACUCGCUCUCGCUCCCACGAGCCAGAAGCUGCCCACAUCCCACACCGGAGGCCCCAAGGUGUGGACCCCGGCUCCUUCCACCUCCUUGAUGCUCCCUUUGCCAAGGCGUCAGAGCUCCAGCAGCGGCUCCGGGGUACUCAGGAUGGGAGCAAGCACUUUGUGAGGUCCCCCAAGGCCCAGGGCAAGAACAUGGGAAUGGGCCACGUGGCCAGAGGUGCAAGAAGCAAGCCCCCACUGGUGUCCACCACCCACACUGUGUCCCCCUCUGCCCACUUGGCCACCAGCCCAGCCCUCCUACCUACCCUGGCACCCCUGGGGCACAAGAAGCACAAGCAUCGACCCAAGGAGAACCAGGCCAGCUGCCGGGGCCUGCAGGCCCCACUGGCUGCAGGAGGCGCCACGGUCAUGGGUCGGGAGCAGGUGAGGGAGCUACCUGCUGUGGUGGUGUAUGAGAGCCAGGCUGGGCAGGCCGUCCAGAGACAUGAGCACCACCACCAUCACGAACAUCACCACCACUACCACCACUUCUACCAGCCCUAAGUCCCAGCAGGCCGCCACAUGAAGGACCCACCCCCACGCCUCGAGGCAUUAUUAUUCUAUUAAUUAUUGUUAUUAUGACAAUUAUUGUUAUUAAUAAUUAUUGUUACUCCACUAAUAUUUAGCUAGCCUUCAUGUAGAAGAUAUAUGGAAACACAGAACUAAACUUUUAUUUAUAUGUUGUGGGGAUUAUAUAGCUCACCCAAGAAGUGACUCUGGGUUUGGAAGGGUCCUUGGGCUCCCCCAGCUGCAGGGUCCACGCAGAUCUUCCCAAACCACAGGAGCCCUCGGCCCAGCUGCCCCACUUCUGCUCUUCCGGGAGCGCACCCUUGCCUGGCCAAGCUUCAGAGACCCUCAAGAGCUCCGGAGGACAACAGCUGCUACCUCUCAGUGUUAUUCCGGUCUGACUUCACCCUUAACCGACUGUCACGUGCUACAGGGGCUUUUGGUGGACUGUGUUGCAGUGCCCUCCCUGCCCUCAUGUUUCCACACCUCAGCCUAGACCCUUAGCUGUGCUUUCUGGAGUUGCUGCCUCACCUUGGUCCACGCCAGCCCUAUCUUUUUUUUUUUUUUCCUGCCAUGCACAAUGUGGAAGCGCCCCUCUCCUCCCAUGCACCCCCCUUUGCUUUUGAAGGAUGCACCUGUAUUUAAGGAUUGUCCUUGGAGCCAACCUUCUCCUUUUGGAAACUGCUACAGAGAGAAGCAGCCACAUACAGAAGCGUGGUUUCCCAAGAUGGCACCAUUGUAUGACGGAGGGUGUGAAACCUGAGUUUGCCAUCAGCAAAUACACUUUGUGGCUCUCUGGCAACCUUUGUAUCUAUAGGUAGAUGCUGCCUGUCCGUGUCUCUGUGUCUUUCUAUAAAUACACUCUCAGGUAUCUUU